GAGGCAAUCGAUACAGGCGGUGGAGAGGGAAGGGAGAAGCGGGAGAAUGGGAGGGGAAGGAGGCGUUUCUGUGAGCCAGCGCGCAGGCGUGGUCGCCCUGGUGACACUCGCAUGUCGAUAAGUAGCAAAAAGGAGUUGUUCUGUAUAUAUAUUCACCCUUAUGAGGACAAAGUGAGGGCUCUCGGUAGAAUGAACAGCUAUAUUACGAGGCACUCCAUAUGUCUGUCGGGAAGCUCGUGAGGCGAGGCGCUCAGUGACAAAAUCUUUAGAAUUCUAGUGAAGUUGCCCCGUCCGGCAUCAGCGAGUGUGGUUUCAUUGAUUUUAGUGUACUACGAAGGGGAGAGCCACGUCGUGUAGCUGUGUGAGACUCGUUUCAACGCAGAAAGGUACGAAUUUUCAUCCAUCCCGUGCUGAUCUGUGCUGUGUUGCCUACUUGAAUAAUGGGCGGGCGAGUUGCGUGGCCCCAGCCCAGCGCACCGGACGACUAAACGAGACACCAUACACCACCACCACCACAACCCAAGACAACAGGAGCGAGCACGGGAGCGGCAACAGCGCGUGCCACCCAGCGCUGAGGCGGCGUCGCUUGGAGGAGGGCGAGGCUCGGCACUAGAACGGUUGUCAGGAGCGGCCCACUGCAGCGGCCUUUAGUCUAGACCCUCAGUGGCCCUCAGUAGUGGCCCUCUGACCACCGCCACCGCGCCGACCUCUACCCGGUGCCCUCCCGUAUGAAACAAGAGCCAUGGAUGCGCAGCGGAGACAGCUGUGUCCCCGCCUGGUGGACUACCUGGUGGUGGUUGGCGCGAGAACACCUGGCCGGGCCGCACCUGUACAGCCGCCAGAACUCUUGCGUCGAUACCCGCCAGACGACCACAAGGACUUCCCGCUGCCUCUAGACGUGAUAUACUUCUGCCAGCCCGAGGGGUGUGUGUCUGUGGGGCCCCGCAAGACAUCCUUGAGGGAAGCCACAUCCUUCGUCUUUACUCUCACUGAUAAGGACUCAAGCAAGACUCGGUAUGGGAUUUGUGUCAAUUUCUACCGGGCAGUGGAGCGCGGGACCACGGGAGGCCUGGCAGCAAUGCGUGGGAGGGACAGGGGGCCUUCCUUCAAGCGGGAGUCAUGGAGGACCAGCCUAGAUAAAAGCUCUGACUCUGCCUUCUCCAGUUAUCUGGUUCCCUGCAGUGACCAGCGCUCCACCCUUGCUCCGAGCGACAGUGAGAGGGACUGCCCCCCUUCUCGCCGUGACUCCGAGUCCACCUCUCCUGCCUCCCACCUUGGUGUGAACCUGCCUGGCAAUGACUCUGACACUGGUGGCUCCCACUCUCCCUCCCCUCGUGCUGCCAGGAAAAGACAGCGUGUCAGGAACCACUCCCUUACCUCGCUGUGCAUUUUGUCCCAUCACCCGUUCUUCAGCGCCUUCCGGGAGUGUCUCUUUCUCCUGCGACGGAUGAUUGAUGCUUGCAAUGAGAACGCAUCACCCAGAAGAGUUGGAGCGUCCAGACAGAACAACAGAGACACGGUGUGGAGUGUGAUGACGGGCCGGCCACACGAGGGCGUCCCCAGCAUAGUGAUGCAUGAUGUGCGGGAGAUAGAGACGUGGAUCCUCAGGCUACUCUCAGCGCCAGUGUGUGUGCCGGGCAAGACCAGAGUUGAGCUGGAGUUGCUGCCGAGGGAACUUCAUGCACCUCUCACCUUUGCCCUGCCUGACCACACCCGCUUCUCCUUCAUUGACUUCCCUUUGCACCUUCCCUUGGAGCUGCUCGGGGUGGAGUCCUGCAUCAAGGUCAUGGAACUCAUCAUGCUGGAGCAGAAGAUUGUGAUGCAGUCUCGAGACAACAAUGCUCUGUCUAUGUCAGUGCUGGCGUUUGUCACGAUGAUCUAUCCUCUGGAGUACAUGUUCCCAAUCAUCCCUCUGCUCCCUACAUGCAUGAGUUGUUCUGAGCAACUCCUCCUCGCCCCCACCCCCUUCAUCAUUGGCAUCCCUGCCUCAUUCCUCCGCUACAAGAAGCAAUUUCUACUCCCAGAUGACGUGUGGCUGGUGGAUCUGGAUGCUAAUAAGAUCACAGCGCCGCCUUCCUGUGAUGAGAUCCCGCCACUGCCUGAGCCGGAGUGCACCAUUCUCAAAAACCAUCUGAAGCAGAUCCAUGGAAUGUACGAAACUAACUGGUACUCAAAAUUUCAUCAACUAACUAUCGAAGCUGGGGCUAUAAGAUCUAUGGAUGAGGCACUAGCUAGCAUGUCACCGCAGCCGCCACCGCCGCGCUCCAUCGAGGACUUGGAGCGGGAGAAGGCCAUGCAGCAGCACGCACCACAGGCUCACUACAACCUCUUCAUCUAUGGCAAUGACGUAGACUCGGUUGACAUCGCCACCAGAGUUGCCAUGGUGCGAUUCUUCAACUCGCAGAAUGUGCUGGCAAACUUCACAGAACACACCCGCACCCUCCGGCUGUACCCUCGCCCUGUGGUGGCCUUCCAGAUCAACUCUUUUCUGCGGUCACGGCCUCGUGCCACGCCAUUCCUCAACCUCUUUGCCCGGACACAGGCAGUAGAGUUCCUGGCAGAGUGGUCCAUCACGCCCUCCAACAUGGCCUUCCUCAGAGUAAACACAGGAGUCUUUGAUCCAACGCUCAUUGGGGACAAGAGCAAGUGGUACGCCCAUACGCUGGAGCCAAUCGGGUUCAGGGUGUGGCAGGAUGGCAGUUCCUUGGGCAGCACCUUGAGGGCCAGCACUCAGGUGGACAACCCUCCCACAGAUGAGAGUGGCAGUGACUCUGAGGGAGGAGAAAGUACCAGCAGUUCCUACUCUUCACUCAGUGACUUUGUGUCAGAGAUGCAUUCAUCUGACCUCUCCCCAGGCUGUGGAGCGGCAACAGAAAAGGAGAAGGCCACCCUGUCCUCAGGUCUGGACCCUCGCUCAGUGUUCCACCCACCAUCCACUCUGCAACUCCCUGGUGCUGCCUCCUCAGACUCAGCAUUGAGUCACGCUGGUUCCAUGUCCACCUCAUCAUCUCACUCGUCCCUAUCAUCGGCCGACCACCGUGAUGACGAUGAUGAGGAGGAGACGGGGGAGGGAGUGAUGAGGGAGGAGGACGCGGAUAAGCUGGUGAUCCCUGCGCCCACUCUGCACCCUCUCAUGCUGCGCUCAGACAUGCUGGAGAAAGGUGACGAGGUAUUUACACCAGAGAGCGACUCAGCCACCACAACGCCCAAGACAGUGGUGAGCAACAAUCAGUCCCCGCUGCCACACAUCAGCCCCACUCCAUCGGUGAGCAGUGACGUGUCUGUGGCCACUCAGUCCUCAGAGCGUGACAGACCCACCACGCCAAGACCUCGGACCUUCUCUAAGGGGGCAAGUCCAACACCACAGAAGCAGACGUCCAUUAGUUCUGUGCUGGCCCGUGCCUCCAGCCUUGGGUCAGGGAGUUCUGGCAGUGGUCCCACCAGGCAGUCAUCACAGAACUCCCUCCUGGACCAGUUUACCUCCUCAGCUAAGGAACUCAUCAAGGAAAGGCAGAGUUCCCAGGAGGGGUCCUUCCUAUCACAGGUGGAUAAGUUAACGGAACAGUUUCGUAGUCAAGUAACGGAACGGCUUGAGGUAGUGAAGCAGAGUAGUGGUGAGGAAGGGUCACUGCUCAACCAGAUGGAUAAGUCCAACCAAGAAGCAAGUGGCCAGCAUCAGAGGGAAAGGCUGGAGGAGGCACCGUCUUUCUCCAGUUUAGCGGAUCAGCUGACAGUGCAAGCGAAGAGAGCUGCAGAAGAGGCCUCCAAGUCUGUUAGUGUGGCCGGCAAGCAAGCCAUGGAGGCCAGCAAGCAGGCACAGCAGGCAAGCAAGUCCACGUUUGAAGACCUGUCGUUCAUGGGGAAACACACGCUGGGGGACUUUACCAAGACGGCUCGGGAGGCAGCCAAGAAGGGCGGGAUCUUCUCCAAGGUCAGCCUAAAGGCCUUGGAGCUGCGAGACUCAUCCUUCGAGGGGAAGCUGGGAGGAGGCAGCCCAGCCAUCAGUGCCCCUGCUGAUAUGGGAGGAGGAGGGGGAGGAGGAGGAGGAGGAGGAGGUGGAGGAGGUGGCAGUGUAGUGGGUGCCAAUGGGAGCGGUUUCCGUGGCAGCAACGUGAGUCUCGGGUAUGGUGACGAGAGUGCCGUGGUGAUGGGAGGCAUGGGCGGCCGCAGACCAAGUAGCGCCAGCAGUGCCGGGGCGCGCUCCCCCACCAUGACCUCCUCCUCCUCCAGGGACUUCCUCUCUAAUGUCAGUUCUGAAUUGAACGACUUUGCCCAGCAAACGACGAGUCUGUUCAGUGAUAUCUUUGUGGAGAAUGGCCAUGGGUUGGGUGUCCCGCUGUCCCCCACGCCCAGCCUCAGGAGACUCAGCCGUUCUCAGUUUCGUGCUCGGGGGCCCGGGAGCCGCAGUGUGAGCCCCUCCAGCCUGGGGGUGGGCAGCGUCAGGAGCAGGGAGAGGGCGCAGCCUUUUGGACCCUUCCCCAAAGGUCGGAAGGGUCUGGUGGAGAAGUCGUCUCUGAUCCGUCACUCGGUCUCUGCACAGCGCCGGGCAGAACUCAACAAGAUUGCAACGAUGGAACAGCGCACCACUUCAGCCUCAGAGAACCAGGCCUUCCUUAAAGAUGUGCUGACUCAGGUAAUUGAGGGCGAAGGCAUUGGAUGGCUUAAGUUGAAUCGUGUCCGCAAGUUGAUGGAGGAUGAGAGUUACAGGAUGCUGGUUGUUUCUGGGCUCAACCGCACCCUGGAACGUAAGAUUGGACCAGAUGAUCAUAUCAGUGAAGUGUGCAUCAAGAAGCCGGUGUGGAAGGGAAUGCUGAAGCUGAUCAAUGCAGUGGUGGCUGGGCUGGAGGUGACUUACAACACCUUUGGGGGUGGCGGCACUUCCUCGGCUCUUCAGGCCCUGGAGAUCUCCCACACACACUACUGGAGCCGAGACCUCAAUGACCCACAUGUGCUGGAGAUGUCAGGGGGAGGGUCGUCAGCUCUGUCUCAGUCUUCCAGUCCCUUGGGCAGCCUGGAGAACCUCAGGUCACCAGGCAGCCCUAGAAGCUCCCCCCUGCCCCCACACUCCCCACAGCCUCCCUAUGAUGGUUCAGAUUGCUCCAGGAAAUCCUCCCAGUCAGACAGUCCCUUCCUCUCCUCUGGGCCGCGAGUGGUGCAUGACCCACUGAGGUCCCCAGAAGGCGAGGGUCCUGAGACAGCUACUUCAGACGUCCUGCGAGACCUCCUGGUGCAGAAGAGACAUGUCCUUCUCUCCAAACUUCAGUCCCAGGACUCAGAGGCUGGGGACACACUUCAGGGGUCUGAGGGGCCUCCUUCCUGUGGCGCCAGUGAUACUGGGUCUAUCAUCACCAACCCGGCCUUUCAGCGCCAGCGUCACUCUCACCAGUCCUUUCGCUCUACUGUAUCUGAUUCUGAGAUAGAGCAAGGCAAUUUUCCUCGCAGCUCCAAGAGAACCUCCAGCAUGUGGUCCAGCAAGUCGUCUCUAUCCACUGGCUUCAGGUACCAUGCUGGCAACAUGAUUCCAACCUCCACUACUCCCUCUCCUGACUCGGGCCGAACGUAUCUAUUUGAAGGUCUCAUUGGCAAGGAUCGCUCUCCACUGUGGGAUCAGAUGCAGUUUUGGGAGGACUGUUUCCUGGAUGCUGUGGCACAGGAGAGGGACAUGGUGGGGAUGGACCAGGGACCCAGUGAGAUGAUGGAGAGGUACAACAGCCUGAGUGAGUCCGAGAGGAAGCGUCUGGAGCACGAGGAAGACCGGCUGCUGUCCACAAUGCUGUAUAACAUGGUGGCCUUUAUGGUGAUGGUGAACAUUCGCAAGGAGGACAUCAAAAGGAAAAUCAGGCGUCUGCUGGGCAAGUCUCAUAUCGGUCUUGUCUACAGCCAGGAAGUGAAUGAAUUGCUGGAUCAGAUUAAUAACUUGCACGGGAAUGACAUUGACCUGCGGCCUCUUGGGUCACGACAGAUGCACCGGCAAAGCUUCACGGUUCACUCAGGCACAGACGCAUCAGGUGACUUGUUGUUUCUGGAGGUGAGGGACGAUGGCCUCAUUCUGCGCUCUGUCAGUGGCAUCAUUGUGGAGCGCUGGUGGUUUGAGCGUCUGGUGAACAUGACGUACUCUCCUAAAAACAAGGUGCUCUGUCUGUGGCGGCGUAACGGAGGCCAGACGCAGCUGCACAAAUACUACACAAAAAAAUGCAAGGACCUGUACUACUGCAUCAAGGAGGCCAUGGAGCGAGCAGCGGCGCGGGGUGUGGGGGCCCUGCCUGGCGUGGAGCUGGGCGGGGAAUUCCCAGUGCAGGACAUGAAGACCAGCGAGGGGGGACUGCUGCAGGUGUGCAUGGAGGGCGUGGGUCUGCUGUUCGCCACCAGCAAGGAUUUCGAGUUCUUUGUGAGACUUGACCACAUCAGGAGAUGCUUCACUCAGAAAGGAGGAAUAUUUGUGCUGGAGGAGUACAAUCCAAAGACUCGACAAGUGAUUCAACGCAAAUACAAGUCAGCAAUGGCCGACCAAAUCUGCUAUGCUGUGUUGUGUGUGUUCUCCUACGUGGCUGCUGGCAGUGAACAGAAGAAGAUGGAGGUUGCCGCUGCUGCUGCUGCUGCAGCCGCUCACCGGAAACACUGACAUACCUCCAAGUAGGGUGUAGGGGAAGCUGCUAUUUAGUGGAGGCUCUGGUCUGACUUGUAAUCAAAUGAGGGGUUCACACUAACAGCAUGUGAAUGUUACUAAUAGCUGCUGCUGUAUGUUGCAAGACUCAGAUGCAAAGAAAAAGGUUGUGCUUCAUAUUAUACAAUGAUCAAAAGACAAUGGACAUGCAUGCCUCAUACUAUAUACCCACUAACCUACUACUACUACUACUACUACUACUACUACUACUACUACUGUGUACUGCAAGACUCAACAGUACUGGAAAGAUCAUGUUUCAUUUUAUACGAUGAUCAAAAGACAAAUUUUAGUACAGUUGAGUAUACAACUCUGUAUUGCAAAACUUAGUGCCAGGAAAGAUCAUACUUUGUAUUAUGCAGUAAACAAAGUGCAAUAAAUGACAGUACUCUGAGCAUGCAACUCAAUACUAGUGGUGUAAUACAAGAUUAAUGGCUAUGAAUCUUGAUAAGAUUAUGAAAGAUGCAAUGAGUCAUGCAUAUCAUGGCAUCACAAUUCCUUUCAAGGCUGUAUGGGGAGAUCUAACAACAUUCUUCAGUUUAGUCUGUGCCUCUUGUUAAUACUGUAUGUAAUAAAAUUUUUCUCUCCCAAUAACAUCUGUAAGACAUUGAACUCAGAAUGAUAACAUCUAUUGUGGCAACACCUGCUUAUAUCAAGAGAAGAUUAAAGAAGCAGUAGGAGAUUCAGAUCACCAGAUACAAGAAAAGUAAACCAUGUUGAUGUCUGUGCAAUAUAAGGGCAGAGUGGAGACAGUAAAGAAGGUUAAAGCUACUAAUAGCUAUAUGCAAGGACAAUUAACCUCAAUAAUGUCUGUUUAACUCAAGCAUGUUAGAGCAUAGGUAAGAAAGAUAACUAACUUGACAAGCUGUUUUGAAUAGUGUGGCAUAAAGUUUACUACUAAAGAACAUAUGCAAGGAUAAGUAACCUCAAUAAUGUCUUUAACUCAAGUAUUGUAGAAUUGAGGUUAAGAUAAUUACCUGAGAAGCAGUUUUGUCUAUGGAAUGAAGUUUGCUACUGAAGACUAGAGUACUAAUAUGCUUGGAGUAGUGAAGUAUCAGACAUCAUAGAGGGAAGGAAAAAUGUGUAUCUUGUACUGUAAAGAAACUCCUUUGGAUGGCAAACGUCAGUAAGUCACAAUAAAUAUGGAUGAAGAAUUGUAGGUUUAAACUUUGCCAUUGAAUAUGAUAUUAAGUAAAAAAAGAAAUAGUUAUAGAUAGAAAGCAGACAAAUGAGAGAGGAAUGAGAAGAAGGACAAGUCAUAGAAGAUAGAAAUAAGGAAGUGUAGGUCUAAAUUUCACCCUGAAGUAUAGAAUAAGUAAAGUAAAGACAGAUAGGAGUGGAAAACAGACAAGUGGAUAGGUGAUUAAGAUGAAGGGCAAGUCACAAGGGAAGAAGAAAGAGGUUGAAGUAUUUCUUAUAACUAUCCCCUCAAGUAACCUGCAAAAUAGACAACAUAGAAAUAGUAUCCUAGGUUGAGGAAGAGAAGCAGAAAGUAUGCAAGUGACCGAGGAUUAGUAGCAAAAAAUAUUAAUGUUUCUCUGUAAAAAGAUACUCGUGUAAAAGUACUGUCCUUUGCAUUAAUUCCUUUAGGUGAUGUAAGCAAGAUAGUAAAGGAAAUUAAUAAGGGAAUGCAAAAUAAGUAUUGCAGUAAAAUAAUAAAACCUUGAUAAAAAGAAAAAGUUUGAUGAAUGAAAAAAAAAAAACCUAUUUAUUUCUAAUACACAUUCCGCGACUAACUUUAACUGUGACGAAGCUAAUGUGGUGAAUUAUGAUCAUUAUUCCCUAGACACUGGUAUGAUGCUGGUGCUAUCUAUCAUCUGUAGUAUUAACAGUGUAGCAUACUUAAUAAUUUUUAAAUGAGAGAGAAAUAAAAAGAGACAAUGUUGUAAAUGUACGACAUACAUGCAGUGUAAAUUAUUGUACAUUGUGUAGAUAUUUUGCAUAUUGUUAUUGUGUGUAUGUAUGUAUGUACGUAUGUAGGUAUGUCUGUGUGUAUCUUGUUGAUUGAUGGCUUGGGUUAUCUCUUGGUGUUACUAGUGACCAGUGCCUACCACACAGUAAUAAAAUAAUCCUAUACUUGUAGAUCACUUCUGUAAGACAUGACACACUCUUUCUCUCUACCAGGUGUUUGUUUGUAGAGUUGCAAUCAUCCUGUCAUCCUAUACAUUCCUCCCUUCCUUCAUCCUAGAGUGAUUCAUCCAAUCCACAUCCCCAGUUUUCUUGCAAUAUACAUAAGGCAUAUGUUUGCAUCACAAAAAGGUAUUGUUAUAUUUUCCAAGCUUUGCAGGAACAUUUAAAGCUCUAAAAGGGAAAGAUCUCUAGAUUUGAUUGAAGUUUCGUGUAUUGAGUGAUGCAGGUGUAUCUUUGCAUCAACAUAAUAAGAUAUUGUUAUGUUUUCUAAAAUUUUCCUAGAAUGUUUAGGUUUCAUCAUUAAAUUUCUCAUUGUUCU
This is a messenger RNA of Portunus trituberculatus (swimming crab), 9110 nucleotides long. It is a transcript of the gene Rab3-GEF, whose product is annotated as MAP kinase-activating death domain protein-like. Gene Ontology annotation, biological process: regulation of apoptotic process; regulation of Rab protein signal transduction. The transcript has 45 exons. Gene Ontology annotation, molecular function: guanyl-nucleotide exchange factor activity. Gene Ontology annotation, cellular component: cytosol. The record is from RefSeq and is a predicted model, not a curated record. The coding region runs from base 743 to 6622 and encodes 1959 amino acids. NCBI's taxonomy places the organism in Eukaryota, Metazoa, Arthropoda, Malacostraca, Decapoda, Portunidae.